AUGAUGAGGCUACAAAUGCCUCUUGAUGGUCUUGUCCCGGGCUCCCAAAUCGACCAGUCCAGAUCUACAAAAAGAGCUCUUAAAUAUAAGCUAAAGCUUAGGGAGGCAAAGCUCGACAAGAUAGUUAGAGCUAUAAAUUAUGCCAAGCUCGAGAAGGAGGCUGCUGAGCUGAAGUUGAAGCUUGUUGAAUUAGAGUCAACUAUGGCAGCAACGGAUCAGAUCAUCAAAGACUUGAAAACUAAGUGCAUUAUGAACUACGCUAAGGGUUGUGAGGACUUUAGGGACUAG
Ilex paraguariensis (yerba mate) is the source of this 288-nucleotide messenger RNA. The record is from the annotation of a GenBank genome assembly. NCBI's taxonomy places the organism in Eukaryota, Viridiplantae, Streptophyta, Magnoliopsida, Aquifoliales, Aquifoliaceae.